GGUGUACCGGAUCGACAACAUAGAGUAAUAAUAAGAUGGAGUAGAAGUAGACAAGAAAGCUGAUUUGGUAUGGCAAUGUAGUUAUGGCGAAUUUAAGACAAAAUCAAAUUUUAACGAAGUAAAACGAGUUUUGUACUUAUGGUUUAAUAUAUGCUAAUAGUUUAUAUAACCAAAGAAGCCAAUAGCGCUCGUUCGGCUGCGAUGCUUCAGUUGCAAUUGGUAGCAGACCAAAAGCGAACGUUAACUAUUGAACGCUUACCUUCGGAGAAGAGAGCCACCUUAAAACACUUAAAGUGUCUGACCUUGGAAAUACAUCGGCAGAAAUAUGUCUGAAAGUUCAAGAAAAAGGAAGCGCAAGAGGUCCUCCAAAGAAGAGGAGACAUCCAAAGAUCAACAAACGAGUGACGGAUCCAAGAGCAAACACAAUGAAAAACGACACUCGAGAUCUUCUACAAAACAUAGAGAAUGUACUUCUCAUGUUGAAGAGGAAAGUCGCCAAAUCAAAAAGGCUGUAUACAAACGCUGCGCAAGAGAAGAAACGGGCAAGAGACAGGUGAUUCAGGCAUAUGUGGCCCAUUCUAAGCCAAAAAGUACCUCUCUUUCGAUCCACCCUGAUUACCCCCAGAAAGUGGAGUCUAAUACCGUAAAAGAUAAGGUUACCAGUGGUGGUAAAAUAAAGGAAAGGUGUCCAUCAAGAUCCCAGAACAUCAAGAAUUCAGAUACAGAUGGUUGGAAAGAAGAAAAAGACUCAAAAUAUAGUUUGGAUGAAAAGGCUCACCAUAUGAGCCCACCAAGAUUAAAAAAGCAGCAAACAAGUCCCAGCGAUGUUUCAGAAGAGCGAUGGAAACACCGCCAGUAUUUGCCGAAGAGUAAAGAUAAAGAAUUGCACAAGAAUCGAAAUGAGAGCAAGACAAUCAAGACCAAAGAACAAAUCCAGACCUCUCUUCACUCCAAGUACUCUAUAAGGGCCAAGCAAAGAGAGAUAAUCAAAGAGACAUGUCAGGAAAGUCAGGAAUUGUUGGUAAAAGAAAAAGAAAGCCGAGAUCCAAAAACAUCUACAGACUUCACAGAACAGUUUUCUCUUUCAACCAAGGCCAAAGUGUCCUUUGAAUUUGCAAAGUCAUCAUUUUCUCGGCCCAAAAUACCAUCACCUGUACUUUCCAGUUUCAAGAUUCCGAAGAAGGUUAAACCAGAGCUUGUUGAGGUGAACACAAGUGACAAGUGUGACGUUCCCUCUACAAGCAGGACUGCCACAUGUACAACUGAGCGCACUGUAAGAAAAAUUGAGAGUACCGGUAUAUCUUUUUCAAAUGUCCCUCCCACUACACGCGAUGUCAGCGCAGAGCAGACAAGUGAGCAGAUGCAAGUGGCAGAAGAGCUUCAACUUGCCCGGUUUGAAAGGAGAUUAGAGGUGGAUGUAAUGCAGAGCUAUGGAGAGCUCACCUGUAUGGACAUAGACCCCCCAGAGGAGAGAGCUACACAUAGUCUCUGCAAACAAUCUGCUCAGCAAGAUGUAAUCCUUGUUCUGGACACCAAUAUUCUCCUCAGUAAUUUGGAUUAUGUGAAAAAGAUUCAACAUUGUGGCCUUGGAGCUUUAGGUUUGCCAAUUGUCCUGAUCCCCUGGGUGGUGCUGCAGGAGCUCGAUUCUCUCAAAAAGAGGAAAGGCCUCACAGAUUCUGUGGCUCAUCUGGCCUGUCCUGCCAUUUCCUACAUUUACAACUCUCUCAAAAGGCGAGAAAGUCACCUUUGGGGGCAGUCAAUGCAGCAGGCAGCUGCAAGUAACAAUAGUCUGAUGGCUGAGAAUAAUGAUGACAAAGUGCUGCAGUGCUGCCUACAAUAUCAGAGUUUGUACCCAGGCUGUGCUCUCAUCCUAUGCACAAAUGACAAAAAUCUAUGCAGUAAGGCUGUCCUUAGUGGGGUUAAGGCCUUGAGCAAGCUUGAUUUGGAGGAAGAGGUUGAGGGAUCAGGAUGCACCGUUAACCACCUACGAAGCACCGUCCUUCAGAGGCUUCCUCAAAUCGACACGCCAAUGCCCUUACCAAUGCCAAGAAGGAGUUCUACACCAGUGCUAUCUCAUACACAAGGACGUCUGUCUUUAUGUCUCCCAGAGGAAGAGAGAAAAAAUCCCACAGUGGAGGAGAAGGAGAACAUAAAAAGAUGUGUCUCUGAGUUUGAAAACUGCCUUCAGGAGGUUCUGUCCAAUGUGCUUGAGAUGGAGAUGAAAGCUACUUACGAUGAGUUGUGGCAAGAGAUCAUCUACAUAAAGCCGCCCUGGAAUCUUCUUGACAUUUUGCAUUGUUUGAAAAGGCACUGGAGAGCAGUAUUUGGCUUCAUCGUCCCACGAUCUUUGCUCCAAACAGUUUUAAAUCUCAUUGACUUCUUUAAACAAGGUCUAUUAAGAGAGCGCAGUUCUAUUUUGGUGACUCUCCAACAAGCGAAGGAGUUUGUCAAGGAAUUUGGGAAAAGGUCCAGCCAUGUUCCCAGAGCACUAAAUGAAAUGGACGACAUCGCCCACAAGCUAACACCUCAGCCUGAAUCAGCUGUCUGUGAUGUUGUCAUGAAUGAGGAUGACGAAGCCAAACGACCCCCUUCCUCUCAUGUCCCUCACCAUGAAGUCUGGGCCAUGUUUGAGAACAUUUGGUGUAAAGUCUGUGAAAUAAGCUUGGAAGUGUUCAAAGCUCUGGCCUUUGAUCCUCACGCCAGACAAAGUGCCUUGCCAGAAGGAGGUCCUGCUCCACUGCAGGACGCAGUUGUCUGUUUGGGCCAAGUGUCCUCCAUGGUCUCACAGCUGCUCCAAGCCUUCAUCAGUGUUCUGUCCUCUUCUGCGGGUUUGCAAGAAGUGCAGAUGCUUCUCACCACUAUCAGAUCCAAUAAGAUGGUUGACAUUAAUUCCAGACUGGCGGACACGGACCUUCUCAGUUGUUUCUUGCAGGAAGACUAUAGAGAGAAGCUGAGAGUUGGCGUGAACCAGCUGACAGAGCUCAAGGACGCCCUGGACCACUGUGUUCAGACCACGGGUCAGCACCUCAAUCUAAACAUGUAGACUUCACAGGACCAGUGAGUCCAGGUCCGGGUUGAGUCCAGGUCCAGGUUAUGCCUCAGGUUUGAUUGACAUCGCUGGUCCUCAUUUCACACUGGUUUCGAAUGCUCCCGCCAGAUUGUGUGAGUGCUUGGUGUGUUUACAUUGAGCUCAAAAAGGGUUCCAAAAUGGAAUCCAAAAUGCGCUCUUUGGUAGCUGGACGCUAUCUUUGAUUUGUCCGGGAUAUGUUGGAGUACAAGACACUUUAGUCUGUAGCAACCACUCUGCCACAGGUUCUGUUGUUCUUGUUCCUCAUCCACAUGACUGAAGGCCUGUUUAUUUGUUCAUAUUAGUUAUUUCAUGUAUUUUUGGACCAAAUGAAUGUAAUAAAUUCUAAAUAUCCAAA
Hippocampus comes (tiger tail seahorse) is the source of this 3425-nucleotide messenger RNA. It is a transcript of the gene swt1, whose product is annotated as SWT1 RNA endoribonuclease homolog. Gene Ontology annotation, cellular component: nucleus. The transcript has 17 exons. NCBI's taxonomy places the organism in Eukaryota, Metazoa, Chordata, Actinopteri, Syngnathiformes, Syngnathidae. Bases 326 to 3043 code for a protein of 905 amino acids. The record is from RefSeq and is a predicted model, not a curated record.